This is a messenger RNA of Sclerotinia sclerotiorum 1980 UF-70, 432 nucleotides long. RefSeq lists its product with no specific name. NCBI's taxonomy places the organism in Eukaryota, Fungi, Ascomycota, Leotiomycetes, Helotiales, Sclerotiniaceae. The record is from RefSeq and is a predicted model, not a curated record. The transcript has a single exon. The coding region runs from base 1 to 432 and encodes 143 amino acids.
AUGUCUAUCGGAUUCGGCUUCUCAGUUGGCAAUUUCAUCGCUGCUAUUGAUCUAGUCGCUACAGUUAUUGAUGCCCUCCGCGAAAGUGGCAACUCCAGCUCUGAAUUUCGCGAAAUCAUACGACAACUCGACGCUCUGGAGGAUACUCCAAGACGAGUUAAGAGACUGGAACUCGACGAUAGGCAACGUGCGGAAGGGAUCGCAUUGCAAAAAGCUGCUUCUUGUUGCCAAGUAACUAUUGAUGAUUUCUGGAAGAAGAUGCAAAAGUAUCAGCCUCAUCUACAAAGUGGCGGCUCUGGGUCAAGAUUGAAGGUUGGCUGGAUGGAGAUUGUAUGGGUUACAUGCAAAAGCGAUGAUGUGAUGAAAUUCAAGGCCGAUUUGGCUGGCCACACAUCAUCGAUACAGUUGUUGAUUACAACGAUACAGUUAUAA